AUGACCCUCGACAUCGGCACCCAGCAUCGCGACGCCUCCGUAUCUGGACCUUCGUCCGACCUUUCCCCUUCACCGCCAUCUUCACCCGGCCUGGUCUCAACGCACGCAGCAGCGGUUAGCCCGGCACCUGCAAGGAAGCCCACAACCGCAUCCAACGCAGCCAGCACCUCGGCCAUCCUCUCCUGGUCCGAUGAAAAGGUAAAGUCGUGCUCCAGCCUGCGCGCUCGCAAGGACCUUCGCAGGAAUCUCGAGGUCGAUGUCCUCCAAAACAUCCAGAAGGCCCUUCGCACCUCUCCCAACCCGUUCUUCAACGACCCUGGAGCUGCGGCGCAGGAGGCGUUGCGUCAGGCCCAGAUUUACAAGGCCUGGAUCCAAGAUCAGGAGGGCAGCUCACUCGAGGUCGCCAUCGUCAAUGACCACCCUCAGGGUCCGGCCGAUGGCUGCCCUCCGUACGACUUUGUCUGGGUCAACGGCUACGUCCACGACGACACCAUACCACCGAGCGAUCCCAGCGAGCUCCAAGGCUGCGACUGCGAAGACGAUGCCUGCAACCCGGCCACUUGCAAGUGCUUUCAGAAGGCGGUCCGUUUCGAUACUCUCAACAUCUACAAGGAAUCCAAGCAGUUCGCCUACAACGCCGACGGCACGCUGCAGGACAUGAUGGUGCCCACCUACCCGAUCUUCGAAUGUAACAGCAAGUGCGGCUGCUCGUCUGCUUGCACCAACCGCGUCGUCCAGAAGGGACGCCGCGUCGAGAUCGAGUUCUUCAAGCAUCAGCACUACGGAUGGGGUGUGCGCGCCCGGCACCGUAUAAAGAGGCACACCUUCAUCGGCAUCUACAGCGGCGAACUCGUCAGCGACGCCGAGGCGGAUCGUCGCGCCAUCGUUUACGAAGACGUCGGCAGCACCUACCACUUCACCAUUGAUCCCCAUCCGAUCAAGCUCGAGACGAUGCGCAAGCGGCUGGCCAGCUCACCCGAAGGUCGCACGAUGACCGAGGAGCAAUUGAUGCAGCGUGUCAACGACUGGACCCGACUCAUGGACCUCUACCAGGCGCACAGGGAACACAAAGUGACGGCCAAACAGCUCAAAGAGUUCAACGACCGUCAGAUUGUCGAAGCAAAGAGGAAAGGCGAGUGGAGCCGCAGGUGGCAAGCCGAGCUCGAGGCCGAGCUUGCCGAAUGGGAGGCCCGAUACCGAGAAGAGCCGGACAACUACCUUAGCCUCGAGCCCGAGGACCAGGCGAGGGCGGAGGAUCUCAGCCUCUUCUACGAGGAUCAGCAAGAGGCAAACGAGCUCACCGUCGACGGUGCGCUCCACGGCAACUUCACCAGGUUCUUCAACCACAGCUGCGACCCUAACCUCGCCACCUGGCCGGUCUGGAUCGAGGAAGGCAGCAUCUGGAGGCCCUUUUUCUGCUUUUUCGCCCUGCGCAACAUCGAGGCCGGCGACGAGCUCAACUUCUCUUACACCUCCGCGGAAGAGGUCGACGACAUGGUCAAGAGGCUCAACCAAAUCCAGGUCGAGCAGGGCACCAAGCCCGGCACCAAGAGGAUGAAGUGCCUCUGCGGCGCGUCCAACUGCCGAGGCUUCGUGUUUGGCUGA
Molecule: messenger RNA, 1605 nt
Organism: Pseudozyma flocculosa PF-1
Lineage: Eukaryota; Fungi; Basidiomycota; Ustilaginomycetes; Ustilaginales; Ustilaginaceae
Exons: 2
Coding region: 1-1605 (534 amino acids)
Cellular component (GO): nucleus
Molecular function (GO): zinc ion binding; protein binding; histone methyltransferase activity
Source: RefSeq, a predicted model, not a curated record